This is a messenger RNA of Penicillium antarcticum, 990 nucleotides long. RefSeq names its product dual specificity protein phosphatase family protein. Lineage: Eukaryota; Fungi; Ascomycota; Eurotiomycetes; Eurotiales; Aspergillaceae. Gene Ontology annotation, cellular component: cytoplasm; nucleoplasm. The transcript has a single exon. Gene Ontology annotation, biological process: negative regulation of protein binding; regulation of ERK1 and ERK2 cascade; protein dephosphorylation. The record is from RefSeq and is a predicted model, not a curated record. The coding region runs from base 1 to 990 and encodes 329 amino acids. Gene Ontology annotation, molecular function: protein tyrosine/serine/threonine phosphatase activity; F-box domain binding.
AUGUCCCAAAUGGACCAAUCCAACUAUAUCCGAACACAAGAAUACGUAUCAACCCCGCGGUUUCCACAACAGACCAGCUCCCCCGCGUUGAACAGUUUCUACGGACUGGGUAGCCUGGACGAAUCAGACACAGUAAUUGUGGACACGAAGCAGCUAGACCGAUCAACACACGAGUUCGCCGAAGGCGAGUUCGUCCCCGUGAACUUCUUCAACCGCGUCAAUCUGGGCGGUUUCACGCGCCGCUUCAACGCCCUCCAAUGGAGUUAUGAGAUGCGCCGGCAGGCGCAGUCCGUCUUGCCUUUCUUAUCGCUGGGUCCGUCGGCGUGUUUACGGGACCGGGAUUAUGUCCGCCGUGAGGGAUUCACGUUACUUCUUGCUGUUCGGAAUAAGCAUUCGGCGCAGGCGCGUCUGGUUUCUGGUGAUAAGGCUGCUGCUGAGGUAGGCGUUAUGGCUGAUACGAUUGAUGUGCUUGAUAAUCAGGAGUUGAUUUCUGCUUUUCCUUGGGCUAUUCGCCGGAUUAAUGAUCAUCUUGCUGGGACAGAUACGGAUCGUAACUCUAUGGCUGAAGAUGGUCAUCAGAAGAGGAAGGUGUUGGUAUUUUGUGAAUCUGGGAAUGAACGUUCCGCUGGUGUCGUCGUUGCCUACAUCAUGGUCAUGCUGAAUGUUGAUGUCAAUGAGGCUAUUCAUAUGAUCCAGCAGCGUCGGUUUUGUUCUUCUAUCGAGGAUCCGAUGAAGCGUAUCCUCGAGGCGUUUGACUCGAUCUUAUCUGCGAAGCGUGAUGUCGAGAAAUCCAGGCAUGUUGUUGCGCCGCGUGCCGCUGCGACUUUGGCGCCACCGUCCCAAUCCCAGGUUCUUAUGAAGAAAAGGAGUUUCCAGGAUCAUCGAGAUGAUGACCUUACUGUUGAGGAUGGAGAGAUGGAUAUUGAUGGAGAGGAGACUUGGUUCGCUGAGCGGAAGCCGAAUGCUCCAUUUCAAGACCGUGUUGUGUGA